UCGGUAGCAAUAGCAAAAUGUCAGAAACUGCAGCGAGGAAGAGAAAAAUGGGAGACAGAAAAGAAACACCUCUUAACAAAUCUACGCCAAAAUGGCCUUCCAUCAAACCCAAAAACAAUCUUCAAAUCACUGCCUUGCGAGAUUUCGAUCUUUUCACGGUUCGCAAUUUUUUCUCCUCUGCUGAAUCAAAGGCGUUCGUUGACACUGCUGAGGGAAUUGGUUUUGCUCAUCAAGGGAGUUUAGGUCCAGCUAAAGGUGAAGCUUACCGAGAUAAUGAUCGAAUCUCGGUGAACGAUUCGGUUCUUGCUGAUUCAAUAUGGAAUUCUGGACUUAACAAGAUGUUUUCUGAUAUCAAAAUUCGUGGGAAAUCGGCUGUAGGUUUGAAUCCAAAUAUUAGAUUGUAUAGAUACAAGGCUGGUCAACGGUUUGGACGACAUAUUGAUGAGAGUGUUGAUCUUGGAGAUGGAAAAAGAACUCGUUAUACUUUGCUAGUUUAUUUAAGCGGUGGACCUGGUGAACUUAAAUCAAAGCAUAAAAAUGAUUCCAGCAAACCUAUAGAUUCAUCUUUUGAACGUUUGGUUGGAGGAGAAACAGUAUUUUAUGGUUCAAGAAAUAGCACUGUUGCUGAGGUUGCUCCCAUUGAAGGGAUGGCACUCUUGCACAUUCAUGGAGAUAAAUGCUUGUUGCAUGAAGCCAGAAACGUUACAAAGGGUGUCAAAUAUGUGUUUCGUUCGGAUGUUGUAUUUGCUUGAAGAAUGGUUCGUGUCUUGUAUGAGAUAACCUGGUUUUGGGGGGCUAGCAUUAGUUUGUACACCUGUAGUCAUUUAUAGAAUGAAGGUGGAUUGGGGUCUGUCAACGCGGAAUGGAAGGCUCGGUUAUAAGAUCUCAACUCUUGAUAAAAAUGAAAGAAGUGUUAAAAUCUUUAUGCGAGUGUAAUAUUUGGAAAACAGUAUUAGAGUACCUUGCUAUUGUGAACAGGUGAACAUUUUUCUUUUAUCAUUCUUCAAAUAACGGGUAUACAAGUAAUCACAUUUAUUUCAAUAUGUAGUAACAAGAUUUUUAUGAUAAACAUUGUAAAUAACUGAAGUGUUGCAAAGACAAAAAAGAAUCAGGGCAAAUUUGUCUCUGAUGUCUCUCAAUUCACAAUCCUGCAAUUUAGUCUCACUUCUCCAUUCUCAAAGCCUCCUAGAUUUCCGAGUUUCAACAUUGAAGCUGCAAAUUCUUUGAAAAACAAACUCUGGUCUCUUGCAAAUGCUUCUACAAUCCAUCUAGUUCUGUAACCACCAACAAGUGACUGAUCGGAAGAAAACACACCUUUUCCAGCCAGUAGUUGUUUGUAAUAGUUAUUAUCAAACACUGAUGCUGUUGAGUCUAGGAAUUGCCCUGCAUUUUGAUUGUUGUUUGGUUUUGGACAUUUCUUUCUUAGGUCUAGUGCAAAUUCAGUGUCCAACCUUGGAUCAAUGGAAUGCAAUGAACUGAAAUUAUGCACACGAGCCUCAAAGGAAGAACAAUGUGAGAAGCCAAGCGUGUGUCCUCCAGAUAAUGUCACCAUAUCUUUAACUCCCAACCCUCUCUUAGCAAAGCUCUGAAUAAGUUGGUCUACAGUCGAGGUUGGGGCCGGUAAGUUGACAGUAUCAGAUGCCUUUGAUACCCUUCCAUCUUUCCGUCCUUUUAGUACAUUCCAAUAUGGACCUCCAGACUGUCAG
This is a messenger RNA of Vicia villosa (hairy vetch), 1706 nucleotides long. RefSeq lists its product as uncharacterized. Lineage: Eukaryota; Viridiplantae; Streptophyta; Magnoliopsida; Fabales; Fabaceae. The coding region runs from base 18 to 752 and encodes 244 amino acids. Gene Ontology annotation, biological process: peptidyl-proline hydroxylation to 4-hydroxy-L-proline. Gene Ontology annotation, molecular function: procollagen-proline 4-dioxygenase activity; L-ascorbic acid binding; iron ion binding. The record is from RefSeq and is a predicted model, not a curated record. The transcript has 5 exons. Gene Ontology annotation, cellular component: endoplasmic reticulum.